Molecule: messenger RNA, 1358 nt
Organism: Prunus persica (peach)
Lineage: Eukaryota; Viridiplantae; Streptophyta; Magnoliopsida; Rosales; Rosaceae
Exons: 3
Coding region: 461-1060 (199 amino acids)
Cellular component (GO): chloroplast stroma; chloroplast thylakoid membrane
Source: RefSeq, a predicted model, not a curated record
AUUGUACAUACAUGGGCUAUUUUUUACCGUUAAUGGAGUGCGGGCUAUACAUAAAUCAAUGGUCAGAAAUUGCUCCCACGCAAUUAUAAAAUGGUAUUGGAGUAUGAAGAUUGGUUAGGGCAGGUAAUUGAAAUUAAGAUAUGUUAAAGAUUCGAUUAAUUCUUGUAUAAUACAAAAAAAAUAGAAUGAAGAAAAAAAAAACUAGAAUUGGAAAAAUAAUGUGAUGUGGAGGGUGGGGUACGUGGUACUUUGCUGACGUGGCAUGAACUGAUUGGAAAAAUGUAUGAAGCGCUUCUCGCCAACCAUUCCCUUCCCGCCUCGUAAAAGAAGAUGAAAAGAAAGCAAAGCAGCAUAUCCUCUAAAAUUCCUUCUCCUUCCUCGUUUCUUCCUCCUAUCCUAUCCCACCUCUGAAUUCUAACAAAAAAAACUCUUCGUUUACUUAGCUUCAAUUCAGCUAGCCAUGGCCAAUGCUGUGACUAUGGGAGCGAGGUCACUCCCUUCCCACUCCGCACGUGUCAAUUCCCACGUGCCAUUCUCUCCCCCUCUCUCACUGGCAGCUUCCACCACCACCAGCAGCCACGGCUUCUUCCUCAAGCUUAAUUUACACUCCGGCCACUGCCACCGCCCAAAUCAAACGACACCGGCCAGGGCGUCGUAUGAGGAAAGAAACAGCCUCGUCCCUUCCGACGACGCUGAAGAUGGCGUCUUGCUUGGGACCAUGAAAUUGCCCUCGGAUACCGACGUUCCCAGAUUCCAGAUCUUGCUCUUCCAGUGGGCUAAUAGUCUCGCCCAAGGAGCUAACUUGCCUCUCCCUUCGCCUUUAAAGGUGGACAAAAUUGCAGGUGGGACUAGAUUGGGUUUUAUUACAAUUGGGGACGGGGAGACUGAGGUCCUUGUGUACAUAGAUUGCUUGGUUUUUCCAGCAGACGCUGAUUCUGGGCCGAUUUUCCGAGCUGUGAGAAAUGGACGCUUGAAGGAUAAGACGCCUCCUGGUGAGCCAAGAAUCAUGAGAAGUCUUAUGCAGGCUCUUCAGAAGUCGGUUGAAAUCGCUAGAGUGUAAACAAGUUUGCCAUAUAUUUGUGAUUAUAUGCGCUUUCUUAUGUAAUGCAAAUAUUUGUACUUUUCUUAAGUCCAAAUAAAUUUGGUCUCAGUGAAAGUUUGGUUUCAGCAAACAGAUCAUAGUUCUUGUUGUUUGUACAUUUUUAUGCUGUCGUGACCGAAGUCAGUUGAAAUCGCUAGAGUGUAAACAAGUUUGCCAUAUAUUUGUGAUUAUAUGCGCUUUCUUAUGUAAUGCAAAUAUUUGUACUUUUCUUAAGUCCAAAUAAAUUUGGUCUCAGUGAAAGUUUGGUUUCAGCAAA